Molecule: messenger RNA, 4813 nt
Organism: Ahaetulla prasina
Lineage: Eukaryota; Metazoa; Chordata; Lepidosauria; Squamata; Colubridae
Gene: MYRIP
Product: myosin VIIA and Rab interacting protein
Exons: 17
Coding region: 2075-4705 (876 amino acids)
Biological process (GO): intracellular protein transport
Cellular component (GO): cortical actin cytoskeleton
Molecular function (GO): actin binding; myosin binding; small GTPase binding
Source: RefSeq, a predicted model, not a curated record
AUAUCUUUCCAAAACAGUCUUUACAGAUAUAUCCAAUGGUUGUAAUAGAUUGAAACUAUAAUUAAAAUUGAAUGCAUUUACUGAUUUAAAUGCAUUGAGAUUUAUGCAGUGAUUGGGUUGUUAAUAUCAUAGAUUCUUAAGGUUCACAGAAAGUGAUAGAACUAAAAAGGGUUAUAGCUUUUUUAAAGAAAGGAGCAUAGAUAAUAGAUUUUUAACUAAAUAGCACUAAAAUUAAGUCAACUUUCUGUUAAUUGUGUGCUUUGGUUGUAGUUUUCAACAUCUCUUCUAGUUUAGAAAUGAGUGCAAUAAUUUUAGCUAAAAUUACAGUGAUUGGUUAUUAGUACUGUUUAUUGCUGUUUUUAUCCAUAGACUUACAUAACUGUAAGGAGGUUUAUGGUAACUUAAAGUACACCUGAGGGCAUAGUAAACUUGACUUUUAAGAUGGUAUUUAAUUUAAUUUGUAAGACGGUAUUAUAUAAUAGGCAGCAAAAUAUUCAAUAACUCUGCUUUGGUUUUUUCUUCUUUCUUUUAUCUGAUUUAAUUUAGCCAUUAAUGUUGCUGGGCCUGGCUAGUAAGCUUAUUAAUUUGCAUUUAUGAACUAAUCAGACUAAAUUAGUGGCCAGCUGUUUGAGCUUGCAAAUUUAUGGAAACAUUUGAGUACAAAUAAUUUCUGCUAAGUAUCCAUGGAUACAGUGAAAUAAUAUUAUAGAUUAUUGUUAUAUUAUUUUUGCAUAUAGUAGCUUUAAAAUAUUACAAAGAAGAUCCAUAUUUCUAAUUUACAUCAGUAUGAAUUUCAUGAAAGAACACAUAAGAUUGUUUUUUACUCCUCCCAACCAUUAAGUAAUUGGGUCCAUGUUGCAGCUGUGUCAAAAAUGUUUUCCAAUUUGUGCUAGCUCAGUCUGCACUGUCUACUUUGUAUAUUGUGCUUCAAUUCCUUGUAACUAAAACUAUCUACUCUGACUACUGCAACAUUCGGUCCAUGUUGCAGCUGUGUCAAAAAUGUUCUCCAAUGUGUGCUAGCUCAGUCUGCACUGUCUACUUUGUAUGUUGUGCUUCAAUUCCUUGUAACUAAAACUAUCCACUCUGACUACUGCAACGUGUGGUGGGAAUGACCACUCUGCUUUGGUCACAGACCUCCAGUGCCAUUUUUCUAAAAUGAUAGAAAAAUAAAAAGCUGGAAUUUUAAAAAGUUAAAUUUACUAAAGACCUAUAAUAGACCUUUCUUUUUCUUAAACCAGUUGAAAUUGACAAGGAUUUCCCACUUUCCCCUUUUAGUCCAUGUAACAGAAACAUUGGUAUUAAAAGGUAUGUAUGUGAAGGUAGACAGUUGUACCAGUCCAGGAGAGGUAAAGAAAUAAGUGAGUCAGACAAAGCAUUAAAUCAUCACUAUGGCGGAAAUAAAGGGGUUGAAAUCUCAAAGAGUAGUGGCAGUCGUGGCUAUGUGGUGAACCAUUUGCACUCUUACCUGGAUCUUGAGGCCAUAUGCAUUGUCAUUCAUGUCUUAAUUAUUGUAACAUGCUCUAUAGGCACUACCUUUUAGAUCAGGGGUUGUCAAACUUGUGUUGUCAUGGCAGCACAUGAUAUAUCGGGACUUUUUUCCCCUUUGCUAAACCGGGCGGGGCCAGCAUGUGAUGCAUCUGGCCUGCAGGCCGCGUGUUUGACAUUCCUGCUUUAGAGUAUUUAGAAGCUGAAGCUAAUGCAGUGGCACAUCACAGUGCUGAGAGUCCCUAGGGCUGCUUAUAUAACGCUAUUACUGCACGAACUGCGUUAGUAACCAAUUUGCUUCCAGACCCAAUUCAUGGUGCUGGUUGUUGUUACAUGGCAUAAAGCCCUAUGUGGCAUGUGUCCUGGGUAUCUGAGGAGCCAUCUUUCCCAAUGGGACUAGCUUGCCCACUUGCACCAGAAGAAGAUGCCUAUUAAGGAAUUCCAGCAAAAAGGUUCAAGGAAAAGAACCUUUUCCAUCAUGGCCCCAUUCCAGUGGAAUACUCUUCUAUCAGAAGUGAGAACUGCUUUUGGCCUUCCAGAAAGGGGUUUAGAUACUUUUAUUAACAGAGCUCAUUGAAGGAAACUAAAUAUGAGAAGAAAACUAGACUUGUCUGACCUGACUGAUGAUGAAGCUGAACAUCUUAUUCAAGUGGUCCAACGAGAUUUUACCCUCCGCAAAAAAGAAGACAACAGACUGAAUGAAAUGAAACAGAAGCUUGAUGAAGAGGGUAACAAGUGCAGCAUCCUUUCCAAGCAUGAGAGAUUUAAUGAGCAUUGUUGCAUGCGUUGCUGCUCCCCAUUUAAUUUUCUCAUCAAUACUAAACGACAGUGCCAAGACUGCAAAUACAACAUCUGCAAGAACUGCAGCUCUUAUCAGAAGAAAGAGAAAGCGUGGCUCUGCAACAUGUGUCAGCAAGCUAGAUUUCUAAGAACUCAGUCCCUGGAAUGGUAUUACAAUAAUGUGAAAAGUCGCUUCAAGCAUUUUGGAAGUGCUAAAGUUCUGAAGAAUUUAUAUAGACACCAUCGCUUGGAAACUGGAACUUGCUGUGACAUACUAGAAGCAGGACAUUUUUAUGAAGGAACCACAGUAAAUGAAGAAAGCAAAUGUAACAGUGAUUCGUUUUUUUACAAACAGACAGAGGGACAUAGCAUGUUAAGCACUGUUGCUGUAGCCUUACAUGUUGCAGAAGAAGUAAUAGAAGAAGCUAUUUCAAAGGCAGGGACAUACAGUGACAGCUUGGACAAACAGUAUGAAGCUUGUUAUUUGCAAGAUCAUAAAGAAGAUCUGAUAGAAGAGCUUGCUACCAACAUUGUCCAGAAGAUUGUAAGGAAGCCGACAGUCAAAACUGAGCAAGUGGAAGCCGGCAUUGAAAGGCCACAGUUCAUGAAUAACAGAAGUAUGACAUCUGCUGCAUCCCCAAAACAGAACAUGCUGACUUUUCAAAGGAGUCAUAGAAGGUCAUAUGCAUUAUGGAGAUCCCAGUCUGCAUUUUCACUGACUAAUGAAGCUACAGCCCAAGACCCAAUUCUCACAUCAUCAGUAUUUGAAUCUACCUUGAGGGAACCAAAAGGCCAAAUCAAGAAACAAAAUAACAAGCUGUCUACAUUUCCCAGCUGGAAGAGUGUGGACCAAUUAAAUGAACCAAAUAAAGAUUUUCCUCCUUUUUUGCAAAGUACAGAUGGAAAUUGGGUAGCCUUGCAAAAUGCCAUUUUGCCUUGUCCUCGAAUGCUUGCCAAACCUAAGAGCCAAGUGUUCAAAGCUUUGGAGGAAGAAUCCAGUGUUGUAUCUGCUUAUGAUGAGAUGGGCUCAGAUAGCGAAGAUAAUGGUGACUGGAAUGUGACUUUGAACAAGCUAAAGCAAAGCCCUCCGGAGCUUUCAAAUUACUUUGAAGCUCAGUACAAUGCUGAAUGGAGUUAUGGCAAUGAAUUAUACCAGUCUAUGACUUCUCUGUCACCUAAGGGGUUUACCAUUGAGACAGAAUACUCUGAUUCAGAAAUAUCACCUGUCGAUUCUUUAAGGGAGACUAUAGCAUCUAGCCUCUUAGGAAUACAUAAAGAAAUUUGUAACAAUAAAUACAGAGAGGAAAAAACAGAGUUGAACGAAGAAUUGGAUGUAAAUUUUAAUCCACAGGCUAUCAGUUUAAACUGUUCAGAUAGUAAUGAAAAUGAAGAAACCUAUCAUGACUUUGAAAAGACAUCAAGAAGAUGUGAAAAAAGUAAUGUUCUCUCUGAAGAUUUAUGCAAAAGCAAAAAUUACACAAAACCACCUAACAACUUGGGUACAUAUCAGGUAUUUGAUGAUUUAUCAAAAUUUGACAUCAGCUGUGCCAAUCAACAUCAACAAAGUAAAGCACUCUCUAUGGAAGAAAGAAUGAAGGCAAGGUUAUCUGAAUUAUCAAUAAAAAUGAAAAAUAGUAGAGAAACUUCAGAGGAAGAGACAUCAGAGUCAAGAACAGCAAAUGAGAACCAGAAAUCAGACUUGGCUUCAGAAAGCAAUAGAAAAUACUUCCAAGAAGAAUUUAAAAAGAAAUGUUCUGCAGCCUCUCUCUGCAACAUAUCUACUGAAGUCCUAAAAGUAAUCAAUGCAACAGAAGAAUUCAUUGCAGAAUCCACAAAAUUAUGUGAUUUCCCAGCAGAAACAUAUGAAAGGGGGAACAGAGAAUUCCCAUUAGGCACAAACCUUAUCCAGCUUGAUGGGCAGCUCACAACAUUGGAAGAAAAUGUCUAUCUGGCAGCUGGCAGUGUGUAUGGCCUGGAGAGUCAGCUAAAUGAUCUUGAGGAUGCAGCUCGUAAAAUUAACACCAUUACUGCAGAAGCUGAACUAGCUGAUCUAGAAGACCAAGUGGCAACAGCUGCAGCACAAGUUCAUCGUGCAGAGCUUCAGAUUUCAGAUAUUGAGAGCAGAAUUUCAGCUCUUUCAGUAGCAGGCUUGAAUGUGGCUCCAUAUGUUCAUUUGACAAGAAGAUGUGAUCACCAGACAAGUCAGAUGCAUACAAUAGACACAUCCAGACAACAGAGACGAAAACUUCCAGCUCCACCAAUGAAAGCUGACAAAUGUUUUUCAGGUGAAAACAUGGAUGCAUUUCCAGUUUCUUCUAUUAGAACAUUUAACAGGAAUUUCAUACUUCAAGGAUCUCUGACACAAAGAAUAAAAAAAGAAAAAAAGAUCAUUGCCAAGGAUUUGAUGGAACCAACUACAGACUCUUCUGUAAUGUAUUAGAAUUACAAAAUUCUACUGCCAAUGACACACUGCCUAGGACUGCACACUAGAGUGCCUUUAUGUAACAGCCAUUAUAUACAUCCAGUAAAAAAAUGAUUUUCAACAAUC